AUGUUGAGAUCGUUUCUGCGAGUAGCGGCGUCGAGCUACCGUUCCAAUGUUGCCUCACCCAUAUUGCAGUCUCGCUUUCGAUCCACCUCGGCCGCGCGAUUCUCUGACGUUUCCAACCUGCAGAAACCGAUAGCAUUCGCUUUCGACAUCGACGGCGUGCUAAAAGCAGGACCUAAGGUACUUCCAGAGGCGAAGCGAGCGCUUCAAAUUCUCGAGGGUAACAACCCGCGCAACCAGAAGAUCCCCUAUAUCUUCAUCACCAAUGGCGGAGGAAAGCACGAAUCUGCACGUGCAAAGGAUCUUGCGAGAGAGCUCGAAGUUCCAGUAACAGAGGACCAAGUGAUUCAAGCACAUACCGUCAUGAAGUCUCUCGUACCUUUGUACAGCGACAAACCCAUCCUCAUGGUAGGUGGGCCAGAGACACCGCCGAAUGCUGCCAGAGAAGUGAUGCAGAGCUACGGAUUUCAAAAUGUCUACACCACUUGCGAUCUGCAUGCAUUUGCUCCUGCUGCCUGGCCGUUCUCUAGUGUACAUCCAGAUCAGUUACCAUACGUUCGACGUGAUGACUUUUCCAAGAUUCAAUUUGCUGCCAUCUUGGUCUUCCACGAUAGCAGAGAGUGGGGGAGGGAUACACAGAUCAUCAUCGAUAUCUUACGGUCCCACAAUGGCGUCUUCGGCACAGAGCAUCCACCGUCAGAACCAUUGCCAGACAAGCAGAUUCCCAUCUACUUUUCUCAUGGAGACUUACUUUGGGGCAACGAUCACAGCGUUGUAAGAUUCGGUCAAGGAGCCUUCCGCCUUGCAAUUGAGAAUGUCUACAAGCACACAACGGGACGCGAAAUGCAGUCGACUGUAUUUGGCAAACCAUAUCGCAUCACCUACGACUACGCCAACGAGCUCCUACGCCAGCUCCUCAUCAAUACUGCUUCUCCUUCUUCAGCAACUGCAGAAGCGGCACGUCAUGUCGGACCUUCGGUCUGGAUGGUGGGCGACAACACGGAAAGCGACAUCAAAGGUGCCGUUGACUACGGCUGGUCAUCGGCUCUAGUUCGCACUGGCGUGUACAAGGAUCAUAAUGGUCCACCCAACUACUCACCUACCAUCCUUGUUGACGACGUCGAGCAUGCGGUGAUCCAGGCCAUACAAAGAGAAUGGAAGAUCUGA
Molecule: messenger RNA, 1164 nt
Organism: Mycosarcoma maydis (corn smut)
Lineage: Eukaryota; Fungi; Basidiomycota; Ustilaginomycetes; Ustilaginales
Exons: 4
Coding region: 1-1164 (387 amino acids)
Biological process (GO): glycerophospholipid biosynthetic process
Cellular component (GO): mitochondrion
Source: RefSeq, a predicted model, not a curated record